Messenger RNA from Aspergillus terreus NIH2624, 5043 nucleotides. RefSeq names its product putative Ras GTPase activating protein. The transcript is spliced from 3 exons. The record is from RefSeq and is a predicted model, not a curated record. The coding region runs from base 1 to 5043 and encodes 1680 amino acids. Gene Ontology annotation, cellular component: cytoplasm. NCBI's taxonomy places the organism in Eukaryota, Fungi, Ascomycota, Eurotiomycetes, Eurotiales, Aspergillaceae. Gene Ontology annotation, biological process: regulation of GTPase activity; regulation of actin cytoskeleton organization. Gene Ontology annotation, molecular function: GTPase activator activity; protein binding.
AUGUCAUCCGCUUCCUUCGCCCCCAGCCGUACAAGCACCGUCUCCUCCACCGUCUCGAUUGGUUCCACGCCCAGCAUUGGCCAUAGACGAGGGAAAAGCGAGCUGAAUGCCAUGGUUGCGGAAUCCAUCCCUGGAGUUGGCGCGAAGGAGCUGAGCCGCUCGACCAACGCUGGAACGACAUACGAGAGUGUCCGUCGUUCCCUGCGACCGCUGUCGCAGGCGCCGAACGCGUCGCCACCUCCUACCAAACACUCCAUAUAUCGCCAUACCCGAAGUCAAACGGCCGAUAAUCCUCAGUUUUGGAAGGAGAAUCGACCGCAGACGCCGGAACCCCGCCCACUGGCGAAUCCAGAAGCCGAUUCAAUUAAAGAAAGAGGUCUAUAUGAUGCGCCAUCACCGUCACCUACUUCACCUUACCAUCAUCCCUCCCACACUGCAUCGCCGCUGACCCGGUCGCCCGUGAAAUCGCAUCAUUCUCACAGUUUGUCCAACUCACACCCACCUCCCCUCACCGCCGCCUUGAGUGCACCUGAGCUGGAAACGUUGAAAAAGUCUUCCACUGGUCACCUACGCACGCUUUCCAAAUUUGCUCAAUCGGGAGAGACAGACGAAUUUGCCAUCGAUAGCCCGUCUGUCGUAGGCCUACUGGGACGACGGCGCCUGAAGCGCGCCGACUCGGUGGCGGGUAAAAAUGGCCCAGCUGUCGCGCGGAGGACCAAUGCAUCAUCAUGGGCCGCUGGGAACUGGAUGGAUAAACAACGACAAUUCAUCCAGGCCUAUGAGUACCUCUGCCAUAUUGGAGAAGCCAAGGAAUGGAUCGAGGAAGUGAUCCAGAAGCAAAUCCCGCCCAUCGUCCAACUUGAGGAAGCCCUUCGCGACGGCGUCACCCUUGCAGAAGUCGUUCAAGCGAUGUACCCAGAUCGUCCUCUUCGGAUUUUUCGACAUCCGAAACUACAAUAUCGUCAUUCGGACAACAUCGCCUUGUUCUUUCGUUUCCUGGACGAUGUCGAGUUGCCUGAGCUCUUUCGGUUCGAGCUGAUCGAUCUAUACGAGAAGAAGAAUCUCCCCAAAGUCAUUCAUUGUGUCCACGCCCUGUCCUGGUUAUUGUUUAAGAAGGGACUGGUCGACUUCCGCAUGGGGAACCUGGUCGGUCAACUGGAGUUUGAACACCAUGAACUUGAGCAGACACAAAAGGGCCUCGACAAAGCGGGAGUCAGCAUGCCCAGCUUCUCUGGAAUGGCUGCGAAUUUCGGCGCAGAGCCAGAACCAGAACCAGAACCAGAAGAGUCCGAAGAAGAUCGAAUUCACCGCGAGCUGUACGAAAAUGAAGGUUCAAUCAGCGACUUUCAAGCACAGAUCAAGGGUGCCAUGCUACGACUCAAGCUAGGCAACUUGAUGAACGACUUGUGGGACUUUGAGCCUUUCUUGAUCGAUCUUCAAUCGAGGCUUCGGGGAGAUUGGACCCGCCAGAUAGUCCAAUACCGCCUGGAUAUGCGAUCCUUUGCUGUAAACCUGCAAGCGAUCAGCCGAGGGUUCCUCGCUCGAACACGGCAGCAGGGCGACCUUCAGACGUGCGAGGCUCUGGGAGAUGAUGUGUUACUGUUACAGAGUCUCAUCCGAGGAGCUAAAGCCAGAGCGGAGAUCGACUAUGUCAGAAGCCGGGUGCGAAAGGAAGAAUCUGGAAUCAAGAGAAUCCAAGCCGCCCUAAGGGGUGCACUGCAGCGAAUGAAGGUUUCAGAACAAUGGGAAGAAACUCGUGGCGCAGAGCACGAUGUCACCAAUCUCCAGGCUCUGAUCCGAGGCGCUUUCUUACGACAGCGGAUGGGCGUCCAGUAUGAGGAAAUCGACAGCGCUCAGAAUGAUGCCGAAUUGCUGCAGGCGGCAAUCCGGGGAAUGAUGGCGCGGAAAUCUAUUACCCGUAUGGGAGAAUUGCUCGCUCGAGAGGAGCCUUCCAUUGUGUCUAUCCAAGCGGCUGCGAGGGCGUUGGCAACCAGAACGCAGCAAUCACAACAAGCGGCAGCUCUUCAGAAGACUGCGGAUGGAUGCAGAGCUCUGCAAGCCAUGAUCCGUGGCCGUGCUGUGAGGGCAAACAUCAAGUCUCUUCGUGAAAGCUUAGCUCAACAUGUGCCAGUUUGCAUCAGCCUUCAGAGUACCGCGCGAGCCAACGCUGUUCGGGCCUUUUUGGAAUCACAGCGUCAGGGUCUGGCCAAAGAAAGUGGCGCAAUCCUUGACCUGCAAUCCACGGCGCGGGGUCUUAUCUUAAGAAGACGUCUGGAGGCCGACUCGGAGGCGUUGCAGAGGGAGGAACUUACUAUCAUUGACCUCCAAGCCCUCGCUCGGGCAGCCAUCCUACGGAUUGAAGUUGGGGGGAUCCUUGAGCAACUUGACGAAUGUGACGACGAGGUCAGCAAUUUGCAGGCGCACAUCCGAGCAAUGCUCAUUCGCGUUGAAGUCGGGCAGACUCUAGCCGAUCUUGCUGCCGAGGAAGACGUUAUUACCGACUUCCAAUCUCGCAUCCGUGGGCAUCUUGUACGAUCGAAGUUUGAGGAGCGACGCCGUUAUUACCGCGAGAACAUGGAGAAGGUGGUCAAAGCCCAAAGUUUUGUCCGAGGCAGAAUCCAGGGCCAAGCAUACAAGAGCCUCACCAGCGGUAAAAACCCACCAGUUGGUACUGUCAAAGGAUUUGUUCAUCUUUUGAACGACAGCGAAUUCGAUUUCGACGAGGAAGUUGAGUUUGAACGGACAAGAAAAUUGGUCGUUCAACAGGUCCGGCAAAAUGAACUCGCAGAGCAGUACAUCAGUCAACUGGAUAUCAAGAUUGCCCUGUUGGUUAAGAACAAGAUCACCCUCGACGAAGUUGUCAAGCACCAGAAGCACUUUGGUGGCCACGUUGGGAGCCUUUUACCAAACCGGGAAAUCUCGUCCAAGGAUCCGUUCGACCUCAAGGCAUUGAACAAGACGUCACGGAGAAAGCUUGAGCACUAUCAGGUCUUUUUCUUCCUCCUCCAGACACAGUCCCACUACCUGGCGAGGCUCUUCAAGCGGCUCCGUGAGCUUAACACUUCGGAGAAAGAAUAUGAGAGAAUCCGACACCUGAUGAUGGGACUCUUUGGCUACUCUCAAAAGCGACGUGAAGAAUACUACCUGGUCAAGCUGCUGGCUCGGUCUGCGCAAGAGGAGGUCCAGAGUUUCGACUCACUCCAUGAAUACUUGCGCUGCAAUUCAUUCUGGAACAAGCUUUUUGCGUCGUAUAUCAAGUCACCUCGGGACCGGAAAUUUAUGCGCGACGUCCUGGGGCCACUUGUGCGCGAGAACAUCAUUGACAACCCAGACUUGGACCUCGAGAGCGAUCCAAUCCAAAUCUAUCGGUCGGCCAUUAACAAUGAGGAGCUUCGCACUGGUCGAAGAAGUCGUCGCCGUCCUGAUAUCCCGCGAGAAGAAGCAAUCAGAGAUCCAGAAACGAGAGCCACGUUUAUCCAAAACCUGCAAGAGCUUCGAGACAUUGCCGACCAAUUCUUUACCGCGCUGGAGGAAGUUCUUUAUCGCAUGCCCUUUGGUAUUCGGUACAUCGCGAAGUCAAUGUACGAAAGUCUUCUCUCGCGGUUUGCUAACGAAGAUCCCGGCUUUAUUCUUCAAACUGCCGGACACUGGGUAUGGAGGAAUUAUUUCCAACCUGCCUUGAUGGAGCCCGAGAAGUAUGGCGUUGUCGAUCGGGGUAUGACACAAGAGCAAAAACGAAACCUAGGCGAGAUCGCCAAGGUGGUGGCGCAGGUAGCAUCUGGACGGCUGUUCGGGGCGGAAAACGUCUAUCUUCAGCCUUUGAAUGCUUAUAUUGGAGAGUCGAUCCAGCGGUUGGGCCAGAUCUGGGGUAACUUGGUUUCUGUACAAGACGCAGAAGAAUAUUUCGACAUCGACGAGUUCAACGACCUUUACGCCAAAACGAAGCCUACGCUGUAUAUCAAGAUGUCGGACAUUUUCUCCAUUCAUCAGCUUGUGGCGGGUGAGAUUCAUUACAUCUGUCCUAACCCCGACGACAUCCUGAAGGAGAUUAUCCGUGACCUUGGCAAUGUCAAGUCCAACGAGAGUGAAUUGAUGAGUGUCAACUCCUCUGAAAUCAAUCUCACACUGAAUCCUAAGCUUGCACAAGUGGAAGACCCCGAGGCAAAUGUGAAGGCCUUGUUCAUGGAAACAAAACGUUGUGUCCUUUAUAUUAUCAGGGUCCAAACAGGAGCCAACUUGAUGGAGAUCAUGGUGAAGCCCCCGACAGAGGAAGACGAGGAGAAGUGGAUGACGUUGGUCCGGGACGAGCUGAGUGCAAACAAUACACGACGCAGCGCCUAUUCCGAGGCCAAUACGCUAGUCGAUAUUGCAUCCAUGAGCUAUACCGAGCUCAAACAAACGGCGCUGGAGAACAUCCUACAACUCGAGCGGACCGGCAAGAUCCGUCGGGAUAACCACUACCAGGAUCUGCUAAAUGCUAUCGCCAUUGAUAUCCGGACGAAACACCGCCGCAGAAUUCAGCGCGAACGGGAACUCGAAAGUGCACGAAUGACGCUCACGCGACUGAACGACCAGGCUAGCUGGCUGGAACAGCAGCUCAAGACCUAUAAUGACUACAUUGAACAGGCGAUGAUCACGUUGCAAAAUAAAAAGGGGAAGAAGCGAUUCCUCAUGCCAUUUACGAAGCAAUGGGACCACCAGCGUGAACUACAGAAGUCCGGCAAGGUGUUUAAGUUCGGAUCUUACAAGUAUUCCGCACGGAACCUGGCCGAUAAAGGAGUCCUCGUCCACUGGAAGGGUUACACGGAACGUCAAUGGGACCGAGUCGACCUGACCAUUUCCAGCAACGAAGUUGGCGUCUUCACCAUUGAUGGUAGCAGCGGACCGAUGAUGGUCCCUGGCGCCAAUGCGCAGGUUCCGCUGGAUGACCUCCUCCAGGCGCAGUUCAAUAACAUGCAAUUCCUGGACUUCUUCGACGGUAACCUACGGGUCAACGUCAACCUUUUCUUGCAUCUGAUUAUGAGGAAGUUCUAUAACGAGUGA